AUUGAAGACAUUAUUAAUAAACAAAACAAUAAUUAUUUGUUUAAUUUGUUUACAAAAUAUUUUGUUGUUUUUAUUAAUUAUUGUCAAAACUGUUGACCAUUUGAUUGAUCGCAAACAAUGACCAAAACUGCUGAUUUGAAUCGGGAGCUCAUUCUCGACGAACUAUCAAACUUCGAGAAGAAGAGGAAUGGAGACAUUCCGGACAUUCUGAACAAGUAUUUGGAAAAUGUGGCACAAAAUGGUGACACUGUCUUUUCGUGGACUAAAUUGCAGCCAUUAUUGAGACGAAAGUUGGAGAUUGUGAUGAAUGAGUUUCAUCAGAUGUGUCCGACUGACCAUUUGAUGCCAUUACCUAAUGUCAAACCCUUUGAUUUCGAUGAACUUAAGAAUCAGAUCCUCGAAUCUAUCGAUACCUUUGGUUCGGCGCCGUUCACUAUUCAGAGGAUCUGUGAAUUGCUGACCAAUCCAUCAAAACAUUACAAAAGGACCGAUAAGUUUAUGCGAGGGAUUGAGAAAAAUAUUUUAGUGGUUUCAACCAUUGAACCCAACUCUACCAAUGGAAAUGAAGAAAAUGAAUUUCAUUCGCCAUCAAGUUUUAAAAAUUUAUUCACAGCAUUGCACUCAACUUCCUAUUCAACAAAUACAUCACUAACCACAGCCUCCACUUCAAUGUUGGUUAACGGUGUAAAUGAUGUUUUGUGUGACAAUCAAUUGAAUUUAAUGCAAUCGUCAAACGAGUCGACUCUUCAGCCAUUAUCAGGUCCCGUAUCGCCGACAUCAUUGCCAUUGUCACCGAAUACUACAUCCCCGCCUAACCAACAUUUACCUCCAUUACAACAAUUGGAUAGCUUUACUAAUGUAUUUGCUUCGUCUUCACCAUCUAAUCCAUUAUCUGUAGUAUCAGAUCUUCAUUCAUAUGAACAAUCGUCAAGUUUAUAUCAACCAAUGACUUCUAAUGAUAAAUGUUUAUUAUCUUCAACUAAUAUAAAGUCUUCAGAUGAAUACAAAAUUACUUGUAAUCAGGAUUUAGAUUCAACGAUAACAACUACAACGAGUUCUUCAUUGCAAAACAAUACUCUAACUGAUAUUAGCAAUGAUGUCAAAUCUAAUGAUAAUAUUAUACAAAAUGAUUCAAAUCAUGAAACUAAUGAAACAAAAAAAUUUAAACCAAAUGAAUCCAUCGAUAGUUUAAAAGUUAAUGAAGAAGUGUCUCAUUCAAACUCUCAAGAAGAGAACAAAGAAGUAAUUAAUACUAAUCUCAAUAAUGAAAUUAAAUGCGACGAAAAUACUACUGUAAUUGAAGACAAGUUAAUAAAAUCAACUGAUAAUUCAGUGGAUACUAAUAAUAGGACUAAUAUUCAAAGUAAUGAAGACAUUGGAAGUGAAACAAUUACAGAGAGUUGUAGUAGUAGUAGUGAUAUAUGUAUACAAAGCGAUGAAAAUAAAACACCAGUGGAUAAGGAAUUAAUUAACGAAUCACAUAGUAGUGAGACGUUUGACAAUAACGACAAUAUCAGUGAAGAAGAUACGAGUCAACCAAUGGAUUUCUGUGGCUCUAAUAAUGGUAACUCCGAUCAGAAUAACACCGAUAUAACAGACUUGAGUGAUAAAAAUAGCGAUAAUAAUUCAAUGGAUGAAACACUGACCAGUUCUGAUCUAUCGGAGCCCAUGGAUGAAGACUAAAACAUUGUUUUAUUAUA
Molecule: messenger RNA, 1700 nt
Organism: Oppia nitens
Lineage: Eukaryota; Metazoa; Arthropoda; Arachnida; Sarcoptiformes; Oppiidae
Product: serine/threonine-protein phosphatase 4 regulatory subunit 2-B-like
Exons: 4
Coding region: 118-1683 (521 amino acids)
Biological process (GO): protein dephosphorylation
Cellular component (GO): nucleus; cytoplasm; protein phosphatase 4 complex
Molecular function (GO): protein phosphatase regulator activity
Source: RefSeq, a predicted model, not a curated record